UACCGCUUUGUAUUCAACGUGGGCUCAUGAGGAUGAUAAGUAAAUUUCACAGGUGGAUAUUAGGAGUAGUGACAGAAAGAUAAGAAACACAGAAGGGACAUGUUUAGCCAUUAGCAUGAAACAAUAUUGCUUCCGCUAUAAUUAUGGAAUUUGCCGAAUACAUUUUGUUAUUUUCUUGGUAUAUUAUUACUUGACUAGAAAUAAAAUAUUAUUUUACACUGAAAAACAAGAACAUGGCUUCCUUACUUUCAGGGAUUUCGAUCAAACAACAUGUGCCAUUUUGCUUUUGGUUUUUUCAACACGGAACACAGUACAGGAACAAUCUCUCUGGUCCGGUAUUCUGAAGUACGAAAGUUAGAAUGCAUGAAUGAAUUUUAAUUUAAAAUUAAAAGCUUUUUAAAAAUCCCCGGCAGCAUAAACGAAAAAAAAAACUAAUUAGAAUAAAGCGAUGGUAUUUUUGCUAAAAUUGCAAAACUACACGUGAAUUAUUCAUGGUAGAAAAAAAAAGCCAACAAUUCAGAUACAUCAAUCACUGAAAAUACGAACUGACAUUUAAUGUAAACGUUUCGCAAAUUAGUAGUUUCCUUAGGUAAACCACAAGUUAUAUUGCAAAUGCAAAACAACUGUCACCGUGGCUUUGAGUUCUCCGCCCUUGAGUGAAAUUAUUGGUCUUAAGUAAGCCGAGAAUAAACAAGCACAUAUGAAACAUAUCAACAAUAGUCAGAUGUUUUAUCGUGCGGCAACGACACCGCAAGCGGCGUUGCAUUUCAGUGUCAACCAGAACGAACGCGCUUAGAAGCAGGUUCCUUGAAGCUGUUCGCUGGAGAUCGAUCCAUCAAAGUCAGCCGAGUUGUGAUCUCGUUUUAAUUGAUCAUGAGCUAAAUGGCAAAAGGUGAGCGUGGCUGGGAAAAGGAGAACUCACUGCCGUGCUGAUUGUUGGCAAUCUAUUUGGGUUAAACAAGUACAUGAAAAUCACUGCUGAUUCAUACACAAUGCAAAAUAGUUCACUAUGGAGUUUUAGCAGUACAAACGCUACACCGCGGAUCAAGGAUUACAGUUGUAAAUCGUACCCAAGCGAAACAGACCUAACUAGAGGAGUGAAGAUAUUCUGUUACUGUGUCCUGCUGCUGUUUUCAGUCCUUGGCAACAUUUUGCUCGUUGUUAUUGUUAAAAGAAACAAGCGAAUGCAAACCAUUACCAAUUAUCUCAUUGUCAAUAUGGCGGUUUCAGAUAUACUAGUAACAGUCUUGGCCAUACCGCGGCGGAUAACAGAAGUAUUGCUUGGACCUAGGAGAUGGCUAUUUCACGACUUACUGGGCUCACUUCUCUGUAAAAGCUUGUCCUUCUUUCAAGACAUCUCAACUGCGGUGUCCAUUCUAAGUCUUGUAGUCAUAGCCAUUGAUAGGCACAGAGGAAUUGUGCACCCGUUACGCAAACAACUUUUCAAUCCCGGAAAACUCUGUAAAAUCGUCAUUCCCCUAAUAUGGAUCACUUCGAUGGGUCUUCACGCAGUGUACUUCUACAUUUUUAGAACAGUCACCGACGAUACAAAAACCUAUUGCGCGCUAACCUGGGCUCCCAAGUUUGACGAUAGAAAAUCUCAAGAAACUUACUAUCUGAUAUUGUUGUUUUGUCUAAUCGUUGUUCCAACAUGUGUAGUUAUAAUAUUGUAUUCGUCGAUUAUCCUGAAUCUCAAGAGGAGCAGGAUUGCAAGAUGUAAGGGGCCAUCGAACUUCGUCACAUCACGAAGGUCAAGAGAGGAUACGAAAGUUGUGAGGAUCAUCAUUGCAAUUCUUAUAGCUUUUAUCGUUUGCUUAAUCCCAAUCAAUGUUUACGCUAUUUUGAUAUUUUUUGUGUGGGAUCCCGGAAAAUUCCCCUGUGGCAUUGACAACGCUGGUUUUGCAGUUCAUUUUAUUUUGUAUUCAAACGCUUCGGUGAAUCCAUGUAUAUAUUUUAUUUUGAAUGAUAAAUACCGCAAGGGUUUGCUGAGUAUUUUAAGAUUGUUGCAUAUUGUCAAGAACAAGGACUCAGUGGAGAACAGCUCGAUAGAGCUUGUAACUCUAGUGAAAGAGCGGCAAACUAUUCCAAGUUGACUGUUCAAAUACCUUCUUUUUUAU
Orbicella faveolata is the source of this 2117-nucleotide messenger RNA. RefSeq names its product QRFP-like peptide receptor. The record is from RefSeq and is a predicted model, not a curated record. Gene Ontology annotation, molecular function: G protein-coupled receptor activity. Gene Ontology annotation, cellular component: plasma membrane. Gene Ontology annotation, biological process: G protein-coupled receptor signaling pathway. Lineage: Eukaryota; Metazoa; Cnidaria; Anthozoa; Scleractinia; Merulinidae.